ACUUUAGGCCAUUAGACGUUUUUUUUGUUCCCGCGGGUUUGUACGUUAUAUGGUCUUAAUGUUUUUUGCUUUUGUAAAAUCUAUAAUCCUGUGUGACCAUAAAAAAUGCUGGAAAUGUACCCUUCGUGUUACAGCUCGUCAGAGGCUGAUUAACAAAGGAAUCGCCUCAUGAAAAUAAUACGAUACGACGGAUAAGGAAGCAAGGCAGCGGACGUUGGGCAGGCUGGCUUCUUAUAGACAAAUAGCUUUCUCUGUGUUCAAACUUAUUUACUCCACGCAGAAAGCUUAGAAUUCGAUUUUUUACACAAAACUUAACCCUAGAUAAACUAAUAAAUAGAUAAAAUGUGAUUCAACCAGUUUUUAUAUUGGACUUAUUGCGUACAGGAAGCCCAAAAACCGGGAGCUUUAGUUUUUCGUGGUGCAUCAUGGGUAGAGAUAGUUGUAAUCAAAAUGGAGGACGAUGCAUUCGUUUCCGGGUACAAACAAAACCUCCGUGUUUUAACCUUAAACUGCUGGUUAAGGAAAGAUUUGAACACAUCGCCAAGGAAUUGUCUACUGGCAAGUACGAUGUUGUAGCCUUACAAGAGGUUUGGAACAAGAGUGAUUAUGCUGUCAUGUGUGACAAGCUAUCCAGUACUUUGCCAUACUCCCUAUAUUUCUACAGUGGAGUUAUUGGAAGUGGCAUGUGUGUAUUCUCGCGCUAUCGAAUCACAAAUUCCUUCACCUAUCGCUUCUCCUUGAAUGGGUACCUGUAUAAGCUGUGGCAUGGUGACUGGUUGGCUGGGACAUCGGCAGGAUAUUGUGUUAUAGACCAUCCAAUUAAACCAAUACAUUUUUUUGUGUCUCAUCUUCAUGCAGAGUACAACCGCCAAGAUGAUGAAUACCUAGCACACCGAGUAACCCAAGCUUAUCAAUUUGCUCAACUAAUCGAGCUCAUCACAAAACCGUCAGACUGUGUUAUUGUUUGCGGAGACAUGAAUUCAGAGCCAACAGAUUUGUGUUAUCGAAUCCUCUGUAACUUACCAGGCCUCACAGACACAUGGCUAGAAUGCAACAAAGAAGGUUACCAUGGUAACACUUAUGGUGUCAGUCAUAAUUCAUUUGCUGGCUCAACAUUCCAACAAGCAAUACAGAAGGGACCCUCAGAUGGGAUAAGGAUAGAUUACAUCUUCUAUCGUGGUGACAGAUCUAACAUGGAGUUGCUGGAUUGCCAUGUAACAAUGAGCCGUAUUCCAGGGGAGGAGAUCUCCUAUUCAGACCAUGAAGGAGUUCUUGCAACAUUUUGUUUGAAAAAUGACAAGGUGCUUGAAAAAGGUCAAGAAAAAGUUCAACAAAUCGAAAGUAAAUGCCCAACCGAGACCAACCAAGACAAAUUCAGAGAAACCCUGAAGGAAGUGUCCUCCAUGAUGUCAGUCAAGCUCUCCACCACUCCAUACCAUCGGCAUGCAACUGCUCUGAUCACUGCGCUGCUCAUGUUUAUCAUCCUACCAAUCUUUCUACCAGAAGGCAACUUGUUAUUGUACAGUAUGGGCACAUGUCUAGGUGUGGGUUUGUAUAUUGCACGGAUCCUGUGCAGUAUGCUGGUGACAGCCCUAGUGUUCUAUGUUUUUCUAAAUGACAGGGAUGAGUAUCACGCAUAUAAGGAUGUGUAUGAGGCUGUAAAUAUUAGACUUGUAUCACUAUAAUAUCAUCAUUAUCUUUGUCAUCAUCAUCAUGUUAAUACAUGAUAGAGAUUCUGAAGAUUGAGAUUCUAAUGAAUGAUCAAAAUAUUUAAUUUAAAAAAAAAGACAUUUUGAGAUACAGUA
Nematostella vectensis (starlet sea anemone) is the source of this 1805-nucleotide messenger RNA. Its product is annotated as putative neutral sphingomyelinase. The transcript is spliced from 7 exons. Gene Ontology annotation, cellular component: cytoplasm. The record is from RefSeq and is a predicted model, not a curated record. Bases 426 to 1685 code for a protein of 419 amino acids. Lineage: Eukaryota; Metazoa; Cnidaria; Anthozoa; Actiniaria; Edwardsiidae. Gene Ontology annotation, molecular function: sphingomyelin phosphodiesterase activity.